Messenger RNA from Salvelinus sp. IW2-2015, 1871 nucleotides. RefSeq lists its product as uncharacterized. Gene Ontology annotation, biological process: regulation of transcription by RNA polymerase II. Lineage: Eukaryota; Metazoa; Chordata; Actinopteri; Salmoniformes; Salmonidae. Gene Ontology annotation, molecular function: RNA polymerase II cis-regulatory region sequence-specific DNA binding; DNA-binding transcription factor activity. The record is from RefSeq and is a predicted model, not a curated record.
GACGACGACUAUGCAGUGUUUCGUUUGGAAAUAACUCAAAGCCAGAAAGAGAACAGGGCAUUGCGGAGGAAACUACACCUAUUGGAACCGAAGGUUGCACGGGAGCGCACAGAUAGAACAACGCGAGAGCGCGUCCUCGCCAGUCGUCCCAGUAGUGUCAAGAUCCUCGACCGAUACAGAGGAAUGGCAAGAGGUGAAGGACAUCUCACUGGAGGCUACAGGGGCUUUGUGAAGCAAGUGGGACACAAAACAUGUAGAGAUGACCAACCAAUCACUGUUGACGAGGGGAGUGGAACCUCAACCCAGCACGUUAUCGUGAUAGAGCCUGCAGAUGCAGAGGCUGCAGGUCCUGGGGUCAAGCUGGAGAGGUCUGAAGGAGAGGAGGACCCACGACACAGCAGAAACAUCCAGACUGGAGCGGCUGGAGUGCCCCCUGUAACCACAGAGGACUCCACCGCCACCCUAGUGCCGCCCAGGCUCCGACGCAGCAUCACAGAGGACAGUGGAACGCAGAACGCCGUCCUCAAGUCAGAGACAGACACUUUAACUGUAACACAAAGGAUUUUACACACAGGAUCUGACCCAGAGAUACUGGGGCUGGGGGGACUGGGAUGUCGUUCUUCUCCCAGCUCAGAGUAUUUACUUUACGGUAACCCGAGGACGGUUCUCUCCCAUCAGGACUCAGGUAAUGCAUUACAGACUGGCAAUGAUCCAUCUUGUUCUUACACUGCCGAGACUGGGAUGAUACCUGGUGACAUGCCUGUGGGCUUAGAUACACAGACUAAUCCAAUGAGAGGGGACUGGAACCGGUACAGUAGUAGUGUGUAUUCUGAAGAGUGCCUGGAUGAGAAAGGGGAGGGUCUGGCCUUAGAUGAUGUGACUGUGAAAGUGGAGGGCGAUGCUCCUCUGACAUGGAAUGAAGUCGAGACUCAUUUAGGAGAAGGACACUCGCAGGGCAACAGCAGUGACUUCUUAGACUACAGGGAAAACUUAGAGACAAAUCUAAAUGUCACAACCAACUCCUCUUUACACUCAGUGUCGAUGUCGAUGGCACCUUCCGAUUCACAAGGCCUAUUCGAUCAGGUAUUGAACUCAAACGACCAAAGGUCCAAGGCUCGGGGAGGGGGAUCAAAAACGGGCUGUAAAGAGAAGCGAUUCCUCUGCAUGUUCUGUAACAAAGGCUUCAGCUGCCCUCAGAAGGUGGAGAUCCACCAGAGGGUCCACACAGGGGAAAAACCCUACAGCUGUACCCAGUGUCACAUGCGGUUCGCCCAUGCUGGCAACCUAAAGAGGCACCAGAGGGUCCACACAGGGGAGAAACCCUACAGCUGCCAACAGUGUGAGAAGCGGUUCUCCCACCAGCACCAUCUGAAGAUGCACCUGAAGGUCCACACGGGAGAGAGGCCAUUCAGAGAGUAACUACCUGAGGAUACAGCAGCAGAAAAACCAUUCCACUCUAUAACAUAGAAAGUAACCAUUCCAUUUGAUAGCUUCUGACUUUGACAUCAAACCCUGCAUUAAAGACAAAGAUGAAUGUUGUCAACAGAAAAGAUCCACAGAUGCAUUUGGAAUAAUGAGAGUAACAGAUUUCAGUGUUAAGUAUUCCUGGGUAGAAUAUUGCAUCCAGAUAUAGUGAUAUAUAAUGCAUAUAAAAGCCUAAUGAGUCUGUUACAUAUUGUAUUUGUACUGUGUAGGCUAUAUGAUGUUCACAAAUUCCUAUUUCAUUACUUCCCUUCAAUAUUUCAUUUUUUGCCCAAGACACUUUUAAUGAGUAUAUUAAUGCAGUUCAUCAAGUUCAUGCAGAUGUAUGUGUGGUUUUUAUACGGUGAAUUUAAAACGUGUAUGUUAAAUAAAUAAACAUUUUGACUUUG